Fusarium venenatum is the source of this 969-nucleotide messenger RNA. RefSeq names its product ribonuclease III domain-containing protein. Gene Ontology annotation, cellular component: nucleus; nucleoplasm. The record is from RefSeq and is a predicted model, not a curated record. Gene Ontology annotation, molecular function: ribonuclease III activity. Gene Ontology annotation, biological process: rRNA processing; U4 snRNA 3'-end processing; termination of RNA polymerase II transcription. Lineage: Eukaryota; Fungi; Ascomycota; Sordariomycetes; Hypocreales; Nectriaceae.
AUGUCAAAAAGACCGGCAGAGGAGGGCUCACAAAAGGAGCCACGCAAGCGCGUGCAGGUUGCUGUUGCCUCUGUCGCGCCAGAUAUCUCGCGAUGGUCUUCCACAGAAAUACCUGACGGCCUGCCACCUCUCCCACCAAUCCGUCCCGAUCUUGAAGAGCAAGUCUUCAGGCACCCUGGACUUGGAGGCCCAAACUGGGAGAAAUUGGAAUGGUACGGCGACGCGACACUUGAGAUGAUCUCUACAGAAUUCAUAUUCGAGACCUUUCCGCAUCUCACAGCAGGCCGGUGCAGCCAAAUCCGUGAACAGCUAGUUCGAAAUAGCACACUUGCUGAGUAUUAUCGAGAGUACGGCAUGGAGCACAAAACGCAAUUGCCCCAAGACAUCGGCAAGAUGACAGUCCUGCUACGAACACAGAAGAAUAACAGGGACGUAAUCAAGCUUCAAGGCGAUGUUUUUGAGGCAUACGUUGGAGCAGUCGUCAAAUCGCAUCCGCAGGGAAACGCAAACGCCGUUACUUGGCUCAAGAUGCUGUGGGGUCGUACAAUCAAAGACCAGAUCAAGAAAGCAGAAAGUUGCUUGGAAACAAUAGCUCAAACACAGCAUAUCGCUCAAGAACAACCUACACAGCCCGAAGCCAAGGUGAUACCCUUGACAGAGCAAAAUGCCAAAGGUCGUCUGAGCGCAGCGAUAGCGGUGCCGGGAAUCAAAAUUCGGUACGAAGAUAUGGAAUGCAAGAAAAAAGACAAGGACACAGGCCUCCCACUGUUUGCUAUUGGAGUUUAUCUUGACGGGUGGGGAGAAACAGGCAAAUUCAUGGCAUGUGGUGUUGGUAAGCGCAAGGCUGAAGCAGGUGGAAAGGCAGCAUUGCAAGUGCUUGAAAAUAGGAAAUUCUUGAAAGUAUACGAAGCUAAGAAGAAGCAAUGGAUGGAGGAAAAAGCCCGUGGGGCAGACUCGUCAAAUGUUUAG